AUGGUUGUUGAGGCUCUCCGGGCUUCCGAUCCCCGCUUCGGUUUCUUCCUCGCGGAAGCCUUCCGAUUCCUUGCGCCACGCUUCAAGCAACCGCUCUCUCUCCCCCUUCAAUUCCCAUCCUCCUCUUCAGUCUUCACCAACCCCCCGCGCAGAACCAGACCACACACCAAAAACGCCCGCCGCUUUGCGUCAGUUGAGGGAGGCGCGGCAGCCACGGCGAAAGGCGGCGCGUCCGGCGGCGGCCUGGAGCGGGAGAUGCUGCUGAUGGCCGCCGCGCCGGGCGGCGGCGAGCGGCAGCAGCAGCAGCACCAGAAGCGGGGGACCCGGAGAGGGCGGCCGUUGUCCGCCGAUCUGCUGCAGAACUGCGACCUGCCGCCUCCGGCCAAGCUCUUCGGCCCGUUCCCGACUCUGCAGAGGUUGGAGAGCGCGGCGGCGGCGGACCAGAAGGGCGACGGCGGCGGCAACGAGAGCCUGCUGCGGGCGCUGCGGCUGUCGCAGUCGCGGGCGCGGGAGGCGGAGGAGAAGCUGGCGGCGGCGGGCGCCAGCAACGGGGGGCUCGCGGCGCUGCUCGUGCGGGACUCGGUGGCGCUCUCGGCCCAUCGCCGCUGGGUCAUGAUGCUCGAGGCCGAGAACUCCGCGCUCAGAGCCUGCGGCGGCGCGGACCCCGCGGAGGAGGAGGACCACGGCGGCGCGGGCACCGCCGCCGCGUGGUGGGUCGCGCUCGCGGUCUGCGUCGGCAUCGCCGGCGUCGGCCUCGCCCUCGGCAACCUCUUGCUCUGAGGAAACCAUUGACCAUCAUCCUUAGUUCUUUUUGUAAAUUAUAUUACGCCUCCUGAAUCAAUCCUAAUCCACCAGACCAACACUUGGUCUUGUGUGCGAAAAAUGUUUACAGAGUUCUUGCAUAGUUGCGUACUGAAAAUGUUGACAUCUCUUCUCGAUGCCUGGCAUUGGAACCUCGUGUUGUUGUCGAUAAACAGACGGAAUCAAGGCGAAGAACGGGAGGAAGCUUUUGGAGGAUUAGGACAUGAGAUUGGUUCCUCGCCGGAAGCUUGGGGGUAUCCAUCCCCGCACGCUAUCAGGAGAUUCAUGACAGUGACUCAGUGAGUGCAGGUUACUCUACUACAAUUGUAUCCUGGGUUGGGUUGGAUAACUGCGACGCCUCCAAUUCGUGCUCAGUAUGUUGAGCUUAUCUGGUCCAGGCACCAGGAUUGAUGAGGCGAUGACUGAGACUUUUCUCCAGUAGCGCAGAGUAUUUGCAAUGAUGCAACGCAGUUGAUUAGUCUUUGUUGUCUUCUUAAUUUAGUUUAUUUUACCUCGGGUCCGGAUUGAUUUCGCCCCUGAAUUUCAAUACGAAACAACUUUAUUUUACACAUUUGCUAUUCUAAAGCUAGCUGCUUUUCAAUUA
Brachypodium distachyon (stiff brome) is the source of this 1405-nucleotide messenger RNA. RefSeq lists its product as uncharacterized. The transcript has 3 exons. The record is from RefSeq and is a predicted model, not a curated record. Bases 1 to 780 code for a protein of 259 amino acids. NCBI's taxonomy places the organism in Eukaryota, Viridiplantae, Streptophyta, Magnoliopsida, Poales, Poaceae.